AUGGAGUCACAAUCAACCUCGGCCGCCCUUUACGCGACCAUCUCGUCUCCAAUGCGGUCCAUCGGCGCUGUUCCCAAGGACACGGAACAGCUGAGGCACCAUCUGAAGAAUGGGAAAGGUUUCUUGAACCCUUGGGACUCAUACAUUGAGCAGACUGUUCCUCAGAUACUGCGGGCGCUGCUUUGGCGAAAGUUCCGAGGCAAGAUGAAGAGUCCCGACACAACACCUCCCACUGUGCCCGUCCGCACGCCAAUCUUUCUACCCACGCGAGAGACACCAGCGUUACGUGCGACAUGGCUUGGUCAUGCGUGCUACUACGUCGAAUUCCCUAGCGGACUGCGUGUUCUUUUCGACCCAGUCUUUACAGCAAGAUGCUCGCCGCUCACCUUCAUAGGGCCGAAGAGGUACACGAAAUUGCCGUGCCAGAUCGAAGACAUCCCGUUCAUAGAUCUUGUCGUCAUCUCACACAGUCACUACGAUCACCUUUCGCAUCCAACCAUCCUAGAGAUCAAGCAGAGGCAUCCAAAUGUCCACUUUUUCGCGCCCUUAGGCAAUAAGAAGUGGUUUGAAAAGGCGGGAGUCCACAACGCCACGGAGCUCGACUGGUGGCAGUCACGCCAAUUUACAUUGUCAAAGCAGCCAAAGAGCGAGAAGCUGGAGCAUGAAGAUGUAGACGGCACAGUGAGCGUAGGAAAGAGCGAGGACAUUGAGGCAACGAUAGAGUGCCUGCCUUGCCAACAUACCAGCGGGAGGACACCAUUUAACAAGUCACAUACCUUAUGGGCUUCAUGGUGUGUGGCGAGUGGAGGGAAAAAGAUUUGGUUUGGUGGUGACACCGGAUACCGCACCGUCCCCGAACUUCCCGCCGGAGAAGACGAUUACGACGAAAAGUACAAUUUGCCUCAUUGCCCUGCUUUCAAGGAGAUUGGGGAUUUCAGAGGACCGUUUGAUUUGGGUUUGAUUCCUAUUGGAGCCUACGACCCUCGCUGCAUCAUGUCAUCAAUGCAUGCGAACCCGUUCGACAGCGUCAAUAUAUUUACCGAUACCAGAUGCAAACAAGCGCUUGGCAUACAUUGGGGAACGUGGGUGUUAACAUAUGAAGAUGUCCUAGAACCUCCUCGUCUCUUGAAAAGGGCACUUGCAAGGAGUGCCAUCUCUGAAGAGGGCGUGUUUGAUGUUUGCGAAAUUGGCGAGAGCCGAGAAUACGCAGGUUCGAAGAUACCUUGA
Messenger RNA from Letharia columbiana, 1227 nucleotides. RefSeq lists its product as uncharacterized. Gene Ontology annotation, molecular function: zinc ion binding; N-acylphosphatidylethanolamine-specific phospholipase D activity. The record is from RefSeq and is a predicted model, not a curated record. Bases 1 to 1227 code for a protein of 408 amino acids. Lineage: Eukaryota; Fungi; Ascomycota; Lecanoromycetes; Lecanorales; Parmeliaceae. Gene Ontology annotation, cellular component: cytoplasm; membrane-bounded organelle. Gene Ontology annotation, biological process: N-acylphosphatidylethanolamine metabolic process; N-acylethanolamine metabolic process. The transcript has 3 exons.